Molecule: messenger RNA, 2230 nt
Organism: Brassicogethes aeneus
Lineage: Eukaryota; Metazoa; Arthropoda; Insecta; Coleoptera; Nitidulidae
Source: the annotation of a GenBank genome assembly
AAUAUUUAAGAAUUUAUAAAAUAUAUAUAAUAAGAAAAUGUUGUUUGUGCAUUAUGGUUUGGUUUGAAUAAAUAUGGAUAAAUAUGACAUCCUAGGUUCCUUGGGAGAAGGAUCUUUUGGUCGUGUUUACAAAGCUAAACGGAAUACAGAUGGAAUAUUUGUAGCUUUAAAAGUUAUAAGCAAAAGGGGCAGAUCAGUCAAAGAACUAAAAGGUUUUAGACGAGAAUGUGAAAUUCAAAGAGAUCUCAAUCACCCAAAUGUUAUUAAAAUGCUUGAUUCAUUUGAAACGGAUAAUGAAAUUGUGGUUAUUACAGAGUUUGCACAUAAAGAAUUAAAUAAGCUUCUUGGAAAAACUGGAUAUUUAUCUGAAGAUAAGGUUCAACCAAUUGUUUGGGAUUUAGUUUCUGCUUUAUUUUAUUUACAUUCAAAUAGAGUUCUUCACAGAGACUUAAAGCCCCAAAAUAUUCUAAUAGAUGCUAAGAAUCAUGCAAAGCUAUGUGAUUUUGGUUUUGCAAGAAAUAUGAGUACUGGAACACAUGUUUUAACAUCAAUCAAGGGUACUCCUCUAUACAUGGCUCCAGAAUUGAUGGAAGAACAACCAUACGAUUUUAAGGCUGAUUUAUGGUCAUUAGGAUGUAUUAUUUAUGAACUUCUUGUUGGCACUCCCCCUUUUUGUACAAACUCCAUCCUGCAUCUAAUAAGGCUUAUUAGACAUGAAGAAAUACAAUGGCCAACCUUUAUUUCUGAAAACUGUAUUUCUUUUUUAAAGGGAUUGCUACAAAAAAAUCCUGCCAAAAGGAUGGCUUGGGAUCAAAUUUUAAGUCAUUCUUUUGUUAAAAGUCACAUAUACAUAUGCAAAUCAAUCGGGAAACUGCCUCUUACUAGUUCUUCACCAAUUAUGUGUCAUGCUAAGCAACAACAAAAGAUGGAAAUUCUUAAUAAAAAAAGAAUCAAAACUGGCCCUGUGACACAAAAUAUUUUCUCUAGUAAUGAGAAUAAGUCUGAGUUUUAUGUUCAAAAUAACAACUCUAUGAGUGAUGAUUUAAAAAAAUUAUCCCUUAAAACAAAAAAUGUAGAAGCAGGCCAAGCAAAUAGUACUGACUCCAUAAAAACCCUUGCCAAAGUGUUUGGUUCCACAGCUAAUUUAAUUGAAGACAAUCAUCCAAUAGAAUCUGAUGAAUGGAUAGUUUUUCUUAAGAAAAACAUCCAAGAAAUUCAAAAUGGAGAAAUGACCUCACUGACUCAGGCAAAAUUGGCAAGCAUAAUAGUAUCUCCUUUAAGAAAUAAUAAUUCCAGUCCAAAAGUUUUAACUUACAUUGCAAGGUUAAUGUCUAUACCUUUUGUUCUAAGAGGUGUUAUGGAUGAUAUGCUUAAUCAAAUCCAGAAGGUUUAUCUGGAAGUAAAGCUAGUGCCAAAUUUGGUUUACGCCUCCAAAUUACUACUUAAAAACAAUAUUGAAGACAAUUCUUGCACUAAUACUCCGUCACCCUCUUAUUCGCCUCUACCCUCUGCUUUGGAGAACUACAAACAGUUUUUAGAUCUGUCUGAAGACGAUCUGGAAGCCUUGGAGUAUAUUUUUUUGUUAAUAUCGCAUUUGAUAUAUAAAAAUGACGAAUUUAUUAUGCAAUUUUGCGACUCGGUCGUAGUUUUAAAUGUAUAUGUUAUGCUAAAAUUACUUUUACUUAUUGCAAAGAAAAAUAUUAGAAUUGUGUUGAAUACAAUAGCAGUUUUAAUACAGAUGUUAAGAAAAUCCCCAGAAAAUCAAGAUAUAAUAGAAAAAAUCUUGCUGAAUGAAUCAAAUCAUCAAGAUCUUAAACCAAUUUGUUUCGUAGAAUUGUUAAGGCACAAUGAUUAUUUGUUAAGGGAAAGAACAUGCUUUCUUUUGUUAUUUAUGUGUAGAAAUUUACAAGAGAAUACCAUAAGGCUAUUUUGGAAUGAAAAAGUAAGAGAAACAUUAGAAGCUUUAAUGUUUGACUCCAUAGAUACAGUUAGAAAUGCAGCGGAAGUAACGGUUGAAGAUCUAAAGCAAAGAAGUUACUACAAUACAAUUAUUGAAUAAUUACUUACAACCAGUUUUGUCUUGGUCCACAAGAAAAUUAAUGUUUUUAUAUAAAAAAUUAGCAUUGACAUUUUCUGGUAAAAAAAAACAAUUUGAUUGACUAUCCAAUCGAUUCAAUGUGGACUAUGCUCUAGCCAAAAAAAUACAUUUGACAUUCGGAUAAGGAACGCA